Molecule: messenger RNA, 712 nt
Organism: Tetranychus urticae (two-spotted spider mite)
Lineage: Eukaryota; Metazoa; Arthropoda; Arachnida; Trombidiformes; Tetranychidae
Source: RefSeq, a predicted model, not a curated record
AGUUGCUUGAAGCAGCACGAAAUGGAAAUGAAGAAAAAUUAAUGGCAUUAUUAACACCCUUAAAUGUGAAUUGUCAUGCUAGUGAUGGUAGACGGUCAACACCGUUACACCUUGCUGCUGGUUACAAUCGAAUGAGAAUAGUGAACAUACUUUUACAGUAUGGUGCAGAUGUCCAUGCCAAGGAUAAAGGUGGUUUAGUGCCACUUCACAAUGCUUGUUCAUAUGGGCAUUUUGAGGUUGCCGAGUUACUCAUUAAACAUGGAGCCAAUGUGAAUGCCACUGAUUUAUGGCAGUUUACUCCAUUACAUGAAGCAGCCUCCAAAAUGCGGGUUGAAGUUUGCUCUCUUCUACUUGCCCAUGGAGCUGAUCCUUACCUUAACAACUGUCAUGAUAAAACGGCCAUUGAUAUAGCACCGAAUAAAGAACUUCAAAUAAGAAUCAUAAAUGAAUACAAGGGACACUGUUUAUUUGACGCCAUUCGCUCAGGUGAAAUAAGUCGAGUGAAAAAAUAAUAUCUGGUAUUACAUUGACUGACUGUGUUAAAUUAGUUUUAGCAUUUGCAAAAUCAAAAAUUUUCCAAAUAUUUUAUUUCCGAAUGUACCUUGGAAUCAUAUUAUUGGGAACAUUGCAUAGUUUAAUAUUCCUUCCAGUAUUAUUAAGUAUAAUUGGACCGCCACUGAAUGAACAGAGGCUUACUUUAAUGGCAAACAAA